AUGGAGAAUAGUUAUAUAAGUGAAGAUUUUUCCCCCAAGGAAGAUUAUGAUUCAAUAAGUGUAGACACCGUUUCAGUUAGUGAAUCUGUAGAAAAAGAAGAUAACAUAGCCAACAAUGAGAAUUAUGUCCAAACUGAAGAGGUUGUUAUUCUAGAAGCAAACAUAGAAAGUGAGCUGAAAGAUGAACUAUGUAUUGGCAUGGAGUUUAGCUCUGAUGAGACUGCUCAUACAACUUACCAAAAGUAUGGAGGCAGUCAUGGUUUUGACGUAAGGAAACAACAAAGGACGAUAAAAAAAGAGAAGGUAGUAAGGCUUCGUUAUGUUUGCUCAAAGGAGGGGUAUAGGAAAGAAACUAAUGACGAAAAAUCUUAUUCACAACCAAUCACACGUUGUGGUUGUAAUGCUCAUAUGACGUGCUACCUACAGAAGAACGAAAGAUAUAAGAUUGUGUCUUUUGAGCAGAACCAUAACCAUGAUUUAGUGAUGACACCUAUGAAGCAUUUGUUAAGGGGCAAUCGUGCAUUAUCUAUCUCUCAAAAACAACAUGCUGAUGAUGCUGAGAUGUCAGGAAUUUCAGCAAAAGCAAAUGUUGAAAUGAUGAGUAGAGAAGUUGGGGGACGAGAAAAUCUGGGGUUUUUGGCGAAAGACUAUCAAAGUUACAUAUACCGAAAGCGAAUGGCAAAAAUGGAAAAGGGAGAUGCUAGAGCACUUGAUGAAGAUGAUAUGAUCACUAAUAUCUUUUGGGCAUAUGAUCGGUCUAUAAGUGAUUACAAUCUUUUUGGAGAUGUUGUUUGCUUCGACACAACUUAUAAGACUAACGAGUAUGAUAGACCCUUUGCUCCAUUUGUCGGAGUUAAUCAUCACAAGCAAACUGUAGUGUUUGGUGCUGCUCUUUUAUAUGAUGAAACUAUUGAGUCAUAUAAGUGGCUUUUCGAGACUUUUCUUGGAGCAAUGUCUGGAAAACAACCAAAAACAAUUCUGACUGAUCAAUGUGCAGCAAUGGCGAAUGCAAUAGUGAAGGUAUUUCCUGAAACAAAACAUAGGUUAUGUGUUUGGCAUAUUUAUCAGAAUGCUGCAAAGAAGUUGAGUCAUGUAUUUCAUGGAGCAGAACAAUUUGCCAUGGACUUUAGUAAGUGUGUAUAUGACCAUGAGGAAGAACAAGAUUGGUUAUUGGCAUGGAGUGAUAUGCUCGAGAAGCAUAAAUUGACGGAGGAUAAAUGGUUGAAGAAUUUGUUUGAGCUCAAAGAAAAAUGGGCAAUGGAAGUGUAUACGCCUGAAGUUUUUAGCUUGCUCCAGAGGCAAUAUAUAGUUAUCGGUGAUUAUGUUGCUACAAAAGUCAGUAAGUCUGAGAUGGUGUAUGAAUACAAAGUAUCUUAUCGUGGUGUGGCACGAGAGCAUUUGGUUAAUUAUGAUGCUAUAAGCCAAACAAUACAUUGUGGUUGCAUGAAGUUUUCUUUUGCUGGGAUCUUAUGUCGUCAUGCAUUGAAAGUGCUGGACAAGAAAAAUGUUAGAAGAAUUCCAUCUACAUACAUUCUAACUCGAUGGAGCAAAGAGGCAAAAACACGAAGAAUAUCUUAUUAUCAUCCGAAGACACUUAAUGAAACAGAGAAGCAAUCGAUUGGAAGGCGAUACAGCCAUAUAUGUCGUACUUUCCGUGAAAUUGCAUCUGUUGCUGCUGAUCAUAUAGAGUUGACGUUGUGCGCAAAUGAAGAUGCCAUUCAAUUGCUUAGAAAAUUGGAGGAAAAGAAAAAAGAACUUGUGAAAGCUAAUGCAUGGAUGCCCCAAAGCUCAGAUGUUGGACUUGUGGAAGAAGAAGAAGAAGUAGAAGACAAGGAAGUUCCAAAUGCACGUGGAAUAAAAAGAAAAGCUUCUGUUGGACGACCAAAGAACCAAAAAGUUGGUCCCCAUGGUCGAUACUUGAAUGUUCUUGAAGACACUACUCUUACUCCAGAUACUCAAUUAUCUGUUACUACCACUAGUCCGACCUUACAUCAUGAGUCAUUUAUCUCACAAGUGUUCAAGGAAUAUGACAAGAGUUAUGGUGGUCCAUCUUAA
Molecule: messenger RNA, 2055 nt
Organism: Camelina sativa (false flax)
Lineage: Eukaryota; Viridiplantae; Streptophyta; Magnoliopsida; Brassicales; Brassicaceae
Source: RefSeq, a predicted model, not a curated record